Messenger RNA from Lycium ferocissimum, 1088 nucleotides. Its product is annotated as myb family transcription factor PHL8-like. The record is from RefSeq and is a predicted model, not a curated record. The transcript has 5 exons. Gene Ontology annotation, molecular function: DNA binding; DNA-binding transcription factor activity. Bases 3 to 998 code for a protein of 331 amino acids. Lineage: Eukaryota; Viridiplantae; Streptophyta; Magnoliopsida; Solanales; Solanaceae.
UUAUGGCCCAUCAAAUUGUACAAAGUAAAGAUAUGAACUUGGUUUUGUCAAGUGAUGCCAAACCUAGGUUGAAAUGGACACCAGAACUCCACCGACGAUUCGACGACGCAGUCACUCAGCUUGGAGGUGCAGACAAGGCUACACCAAAAUCCUUAAUGAGUGUAAUGAACAUUCAUGGGCUUACUUUGUAUCACCUCAAAAGCCAUUUGCAGAAAUAUCGUUCUGCGGAAACUCAACUAGUCCAAUCUUACCAGAAAAACAUACAAGAGGAUAAGUUAGAGUCUGCAAUAGUACAUGACAAUCAAAAGGAAGAUGAAAAUUCAAGGGGAUCAAAAGAAAGGAAUGUCUUUGAUGCAGAGCUCAAAGAAAAGCAGAAUGAUCAAAUGAACAAAUUGCAAAUAGCUAGAGCUUUACAAAUGCAAAUGGAGGUGCAGAGGAAACUUCAUCAACAAAUUGAGUUACAAAGACAUUUACAAAUGAGAAUUGAAGCUCAAGGAAAGUAUUUACACUCAGUUUUGAUGAAAGCACAGGAAGAACUUGCCAAAGCUGAAAUCUCUCAAUUAGUUCCAAUGGCUAACAAAUGUUGUCCAAGUUCUUCACUGUCAGAAGUUACUAAAAUCGACCGUUCAAUCUCAAAAUAUGACGGUUCAAUCUCAAACGAAAUAGGCAGAAAACAAUCAAAAGCUGGCACAGUAUGUUCAGUUGAAAGCUCUCUGACAUCGUCCGAGAGCUUAGGAACAAUAAAAGAGAGUCGAGCCAAGCAUGAUAUCGAAGAAACGGGCACGUGGAAGAGAAAUUCUAGUACUCUGCCAAUGGUGAAGAUGAAUCAAGAGAAAGAAAGUGAUUUGUAUACUGAAGUGAAAGAAAGAAAGAGGAGCAGAACUAAUGAACAGUUCAACAAGCUUGAAUUCUUGGAGACAAUUGAUUUGAAUACAAAGUGCCUGAAUGACUGUGAUACUUGUCCAAAAGCAAUAGACUUUAUUAGCAGAUGUUUCUAAGCUUAUAAACUUUAUAAUUAAGUCAAUGGUUACUACAACUGUUAUGUCGUUUCGUUUACAGAAAUUUAUGUACAAUUGUUGUGUAAGAAA